Molecule: messenger RNA, 1014 nt
Organism: Phycodurus eques (leafy seadragon)
Lineage: Eukaryota; Metazoa; Chordata; Actinopteri; Syngnathiformes; Syngnathidae
Gene: nkx2.3
Product: NK2 homeobox 3
Exons: 2
Coding region: 4-1014 (336 amino acids)
Biological process (GO): regulation of transcription by RNA polymerase II; cell differentiation
Cellular component (GO): nucleus
Molecular function (GO): DNA-binding transcription factor activity, RNA polymerase II-specific; RNA polymerase II cis-regulatory region sequence-specific DNA binding
Source: RefSeq, a predicted model, not a curated record
AGCAUGCUCCCCAGUCCGGUUAUAACAUCCUCCAGCACGCCUUUUUCGGUCAAGGACAUCUUGAAGUUGGAGCUGCAGCAGCAAUCUCAAGAGUUCCAGUUCAUCUCCUGCCUCUCGGGUCUGUCCGGCGCGCUCCCCUUGCAGUCCGGAGCCUUCCGAGCCCACUCGCCGCCCUCCUGCAUGCUGGCCCGCAGGGACAGCCCGAGUCCCAUCAGUUCGGAGGGCGACGAGAGGAUGUCGUUCCUCGGCGCGCUCGCCGGACCGGACCGGCUGCACGCGGAGUCCGGGCUGCCGGUGGAGAUGUUCGGAAACCCGGCGCAGAUCCACCCUGUGGACUUGGAACUGGACACCGAGCAGGAGGAUCGAGACGCCAAGUUCGGCGGUGCGUUGCGGGGCGAGGAGGCCGAGAAGCCGCCGGGCAAGCAGCAGAGGACCAGGAGGAAGCCUCGGGUGCUCUUCUCUCAGACUCAGGUGUUCGAGCUGGAGCGUCGCUUCAAGCGGCAGCGCUACCUGUCCGCCCCGGAGAGAGAGCACCUGGCCGCCUCGCUCAAACUCACGCCGACGCAGGUGAAGAUCUGGUUCCAGAACCGGAGGUACAAGUGCAAGAGGCAGCGGCAGGACAAGACUUUGGAGAUGGCCGGACACCACCACCAUCACCACCAUCACCAUCACCCACCGGGUCCUCCGCCGCCCAGGAGGGUGGCCGUGCCGGUUCUGGUGCGGGACGGCAGGCCUUGUUUGACUGGAUCCCCGACCUAUAACACUUCCUACCCGGCCGUGGGAGCUCCGAGCCCGUACGCCUACAACGGCUACCCGGCCUACAGCUACAACAACUCGGUGUACACCAACACUUAUUCUUGCACGAGUUUACCUGCUCUGCCGGCCUCCAGCACCGCCAACGCCUUCGUGAACAUGAAUUUGGGCUCCCUGGGCGCGCAGACGCAGAGCCAGUCCGCGCAGGGGACGGUGGUCCCUCCGUGCCAGGGGACUCUGCAGGGCAUCCGGGCAUGGUGA